CCUCUGCUUGGUCCUGUUCCAUAGAUAUAGAGAGAAAGAUCCCUGUCUUGCAAGUACAAAGGCCCCGGGCGCACAUUUCCUUUAUCACUAUUUUACUUCUUUUUUACUCUCUCUCUCUAAAAAUAAAGUUCAUUUCCCACUAAAAAGCUUCCAUGUACUUCCAAAGCUUCAAGCUUUAGCAACUCUGCAAAACAGAUAAAAACCCCUCUGUUUCUCUUCUUUUGUAAGUUUUCUUCAAUGGGUUUUUGAAAUUUUCAGUGAAUCUUGCUUUCCCAGUUUCCAGUUUUUCAAAACUUGAUCUGGGUCUCUGUGAUUUUCCCUUAUUAUUUUGUGUGUUUGUGUGGAUCUGAUAUGGAGGUCUAGGGUUUAUCUUUUCACCUAUCAAGGAUCUGCUUUGGUUUCUCAACUUUUGCUCCUUGAAUUCUCCUUGGGUUUUGGAAAGUUGGGUCUUUUUCUUUUAUUGGAUUCCUUCCACUUAUGCUUCUUUGAAAAAGUGUUUCUGGAUUCCAUUCCAAUAAAUUCAAAUGCUUAUUGAUUGAAUGACUUUUAUUCCAUAAAGAAUACCUCCAUUCCUCUACAUUUCCUUUCUCUCUCUGGAAAAACCUUUUCAGAGGGAGAGAAAGAGAGACUAGAGAGUAAUUGCUAUGCUUGUUUUCAUAAUCUAUAGCAUGAUUCAUUAGAGCUCAUAUCUCAAUUCAACUGUACAGUAAUAAAUAACCAAAAACCAUGUACAGAGGAAUCGAAUUACUCUCUCCAGCCACUUACCUCCAAAACUCGAAUUGGUUGUUUCAAGAAAACAAAGCAGCCAAAUGGACUCCCGAAGAGAACAAACGCUUUGAAAAUGCUCUUGCGGUGUAUGACAAGGACACCCCAGAUCGUUGGGUGAAAGUUGCUGAAAUGAUUCCGGGAAAGACUGUUGGUGAUGUGAUGAAACAGUACAGAGAAUUGGAAGAAGAUGUCAGUGAUAUUGAGGCUGGUUUGAUUCCGAUUCCGGGCUAUUCCACCACUAACUCCUUCACCUUGGAGUGGGUUAACAAUCAGGGCUGCGAAGGGUUGAAGCAGUUUUACAGUGUUGGUGGAAAGAGAGGUACCAACACUCGACCAUCUGAUCAAGAAAGGAAGAAAGGUGUACCCUGGACUGAAGAAGAACACAGGCAGUUUCUGUUGGGACUUAAGAAGUAUGGCAAAGGUGAUUGGAGAAACAUCUCUCGGAAUUUUGUGACCACCAGAACUCCAACUCAAGUUGCUAGUCAUGCUCAGAAGUACUUUAUCAGGCAAGUGACUGGUGGCAAGGACAAGAGAAGAUCAAGCAUUCAUGACAUCACAACCGUUAAUCUUCCUGAAUCGAAAUCUCCAUCACCGGAGAGUGGAAGAUCUCCUCCUUCGCCAGAUCACUCUGUACCAGUUAUGCAGUCAAAUUCGAAGAUUGCUGCCAUGGUUAAGCAGCAGCAAUAUGACUGGAAACCAUCCAAUGAAAGUUUGCCAAUGGUGUUUAAUCAGAUAAACUCGAACGCUUUUGGGGGACCCUUUUGUGGGAUUUCUUCGUACGGAUCUAAGCUGCAGGAGCAAAAUUUGCUAAGUGGAAACCUUCGGGGAUCGCAAUUCGGAGCUUACAGUACACUUUAUCAGAUGCAAUCUAUGCAUCAUCAAUGAAACCAAUGCUUGGAUUGGAGGGCUGAUUUUUCCGAGUUUCUAAGGCGUUUGAGAGAUCCAGAACGUUAUUCUAUGGAGGUUGGAAUCUCACCAUCCAUGCCAUUUAUGAUAGUUUAUGUGAAUAUAUUGAUGAGGACUCUGAAUUAGUCCCUUAGCAAUUAGGUUCUAUGAGAAGUUAUGUUAGUUCAUAUUCUAAUUUGAUAUUCGAAUUCUGAACCCUUGAACCAUAAAGUGAAAGCCUGAGCUUUGUUCACUCUCUUGAUGUUUUCUGGUUCUGCUUUGUUGGAGUAAGUAAAGACUAAAGAGUAACAGCGAGUGUUUCAGAUUCA
Humulus lupulus (European hop) is the source of this 1982-nucleotide messenger RNA. RefSeq names its product transcription factor DIVARICATA-like. The record is from RefSeq and is a predicted model, not a curated record. Gene Ontology annotation, molecular function: DNA binding. Bases 727 to 1653 code for a protein of 308 amino acids. The transcript has 2 exons. NCBI's taxonomy places the organism in Eukaryota, Viridiplantae, Streptophyta, Magnoliopsida, Rosales, Cannabaceae.